Penicillium soppii is the source of this 276-nucleotide messenger RNA. Its product is annotated as Protein fluG. The transcript has a single exon. Bases 1 to 276 code for a protein of 91 amino acids. NCBI's taxonomy places the organism in Eukaryota, Fungi, Ascomycota, Eurotiomycetes, Eurotiales, Aspergillaceae. The record is from RefSeq and is a predicted model, not a curated record.
AUGACCAUCGGCCUAUACCGAUUGAAGAUACUUGCCUUAGAUGGUCUACCCAUCCCAGAAUUUCCACGGCAGAAGCUGAUCGAUCUCAGCAAUACUAUGAGAAGCGAAUUUUGUCUCUAUGCUCUUAUGGGAUAUGAGAUUGAAGCGGUCUUUUUCAAGCCUGAAGAUGACAGCUUUAUAAAUUCCAACGACCAAGCGCCCAUCUACGAUCAUUUCUGGUCAGCGGCCACACCGGAUGUGAGAAAAUCUUUGUCUGUGAUUGAGGAUUUGGUGUGA